UGUGACUCACAGUGAGGAGUACCUCAGCAAUUACCACAGCACGGAAAAAGAACACACACUCCUAGGCCUUUCACCGAUCUCAUGGCCUGUCUUUCGACGUUCUGUGUGACCCCAAAGGCCUGUUUGGGGCAGAAGAAUCUAGUAAAGGGAGUCGUCAUUUUGUCCUCAAUAAGAACCAUAAUAAACCACCGCUUGCGGAAACAGGAAAUGUUUGAAAUUGUUAAGGCAAUUGUCCCAGCUCUCGGGGACAAUUGCCUCAGGAAAUAGAGUGCUGGAUUCCUUUGUUUUCGGAUAACAUGCAGAAUGCCUUCAAGUUACCCACCACUCAAGGAAACAUUGCUUCAUCUUCAGCUACUUCGAUGAUACUUGUCCUCAUGUGGAGGAAAUCCUGCUUCUGGCUUCCCUUAAGAAAGGAAGGAAAGCUUAUUACACAACCCCCCAAAAUCGGUGGGCCGAUCCGCGGGAAGAUGGCCCACAAUGCUCCGUCUCAACUUCGCGUCCAUGCGAGGCAUUGUGGGCUCUACAUCAUUGGAAGCUUCCUGGACUGUCACAAGUUGGGUUCGGUUUUCAUUGUGUUCGGUUUCUGUUGACGAAAUUCACGAAAGUAUGCUUUGUUUCCUUCUACAGAAACGACGAAAGGCAAGAGGGCACCGAAAGGAAGUGGAGCACACGCGGUUUCCAACUUCCUAUAAACAGCAUCCUCUGGAGGUUACCUGGGGACUUGCAGGCAUGUGGCUGAUCCAGAUGGUAGAGUCAGUCGCUGUUCCUGUGAUCAGCAUCGCCCCUCAGUUUGAUGAAAUGAUCCGUCUGAGCACCAUCAACUACAGCCUGGCCAACUUCAGCAGCUACGGUUGCCACUGUGGACCAGGAACGCAAGGAUUUCCCGUGGAUUCCAUCGACAGGUGCUGCCACAGUCAUGACUGCUGCUACAACAAGGCAGAGAUGUUCGGGUGCAACCCCCAAAUCCACACAUACCGAUUCUAUGCCCAGAGGGAUAAAAUUAAAUGCGUCAAGUCAAGGGACCGUUGUGAGAAGCUCGUCUGCGAGUGUGAUCAGAAAGCUGCCAACUGCUUCCGGAAGCACCUCUUCACAUACAACGUGCAGUUUAAGAACCACCCAGCUGCCAACUGCAGGGCACAGCGGCCAUUUUGUUAAGCCAGGUUUCUGCAGUAACACUGUGGCUGCCUCUAACCCAUUGGUGGGAAACCUCAGCUCUCCAGCCAUUGUUGGACUACAACUCCCAUCAUCCCCCACCGCAAUCGUUUGUGGCGGGGCCUGAUGGGAGUUGUAGUUCAACAAAGGAUGGCGAGCCAACGUUGCCUACCUCUGGUCUAAUCUGUCUCCACCAUAUUGCUUUCUGUUUCGGGAAUAGAUUUCCCCAGAAACCGCAAUGGCUAAGAUUUGUGUGCAGAGUGCUAUCAUUAGGCUGAGAUCAGGUUAUUAAAACUGUGCAUUCAA
Hemicordylus capensis (graceful crag lizard) is the source of this 1458-nucleotide messenger RNA. Its product is annotated as phospholipase A2 homolog otoconin-22-like. Gene Ontology annotation, biological process: arachidonate secretion; lipid catabolic process; phospholipid metabolic process. Gene Ontology annotation, molecular function: phospholipid binding; calcium ion binding. The transcript is spliced from 4 exons. Lineage: Eukaryota; Metazoa; Chordata; Lepidosauria; Squamata; Cordylidae. The record is from RefSeq and is a predicted model, not a curated record. Bases 478 to 1155 code for a protein of 225 amino acids.